Rhododendron vialii is the source of this 540-nucleotide messenger RNA. RefSeq lists its product as uncharacterized. The record is from RefSeq and is a predicted model, not a curated record. Lineage: Eukaryota; Viridiplantae; Streptophyta; Magnoliopsida; Ericales; Ericaceae. The coding region runs from base 1 to 540 and encodes 179 amino acids. The transcript is spliced from 2 exons.
AUGUCAAUCACCCGUGUGUUCGACCAAAUUGGGAGAGGCUACAUUAGUGGGACCGGAUAUGAUCAGAGAAACUACCGAGAGUAUGAGAUCGAUUUGCCAACGACUUUUAGAGGCUCAAGAGAGAACAACCGAACAAGUCAAGUAUCGCCACGUCGAGGCUUAUCGUGUUUUGGGAAGAAGGGAAAGCUUUCACCACGUUAUAUUGGUCCGUUCGAUAUUAUCAAGAAAAUCGGAGAGGUUGCAUACCAUUUGGCUUUGCCACUAAGAUUAUCGAAUCUGCACGAUGUGUUCCAUGUCUCUAUGUUGAGAAAGUAUGAAUCAGACCCAUCACAUGUGUUAGAAUGGUCCGAACUCGAAUUGGAAGUUGAUGUAUCUUAUGGGGAAGAGCCAAUACGUAUUCUAGAUUCGCGCGAUCAAGUGUUGAGGGGUAAAACGAUACCGUUGGUUCAAGUCUUGUGGAGUAAUCAGGGUAGCAAGGAGUCCACAUGGGAAAGAAAGGAUGAAGUUAGGGAGAAAUACCCGCACCUAUUUCCAGAAUGA